Messenger RNA from Gigantopelta aegis, 1407 nucleotides. RefSeq names its product protein ABHD11-like. The transcript has 6 exons. NCBI's taxonomy places the organism in Eukaryota, Metazoa, Mollusca, Gastropoda, Neomphalida, Peltospiridae. The record is from RefSeq and is a predicted model, not a curated record. Gene Ontology annotation, cellular component: mitochondrion. Gene Ontology annotation, molecular function: catalytic activity. Bases 123 to 1043 code for a protein of 306 amino acids.
GUUUUGAAUGAUUGAAAUAAUCGUCUGCAAGAAAGUGUCAUCCAUGGCAGUUACAUUGACAGCUUUCUCCUAGAAUCUGUAUUCACAAUACAAAUGUAAAGGAGAAAGGCGCUAUAUAUACGAUGUUUAAAAGAUUUGAGCCACUUUCAAAUGUUAUUAAAUCAAUCGUUUGUAGAUCGUUGAGUUUGACUUCGUCGACCUACAGCCAGUACAGAAAUUCAGUAAAACUGUCUUACCAUAUUGAUGAUCUAGAUGAAAAUGAAACAUUGGAGUUCUCUGCAAGUCCACCUUUACUAGUCAUCCAUGGCUUAUUUGGAGCUAAGCAAAACUGGCAUACUCUUUCCAAGAUAUUGGCAAAGAAAACUGGUAAAAAGGUGAUAACGGUGGAUGCUAGAAACCAUGGUAACAGCGAGCACAGUGAUCGGAUGGACUAUGAGCUGAUGAAGGAGGACAUUUUGAGACUAAUGGAUGAACUGUGGCUGGACAGUGCAGUCCUUAUUGGACACAGCAUGGGAGGCAAAAUCGCUAUGACAACAGCUCUCUCCACGCCUGAUCGAGUGGAGGCACUGGUGGUUGUAGAUGUGUCACCUACCAUAAGUCCUGCAGGAACACAGCUGCUAGAGUUUGCAAAACGGAUGAAGCAAUGUAAACUAGAACAAGGAAAACCACUGUCAGCAAAUCGUCACAUAGUUGAAGAGGACCUCAGUCUAGUAGUGGAGUCGAAAAUGGUGAGAAAAUUCCUCAUAACAAACCUGGUGGAGCGAAAUGGCAGAAUCCAGUGGAGAUUGAACCUUGAUGCCAUUAUAUCGAACUACAAUAAUAUCUUAGGAUUUCCACAACUUCUUACUCCAUUUGAGAAAGAGACACUUUUCAUCGGAGGAAGUCUAUCGCAUCACAUCAGUGAGGAAACUAAGCCACAGAUCCAGAGACUGUUUCCGAGAGCCAGGAUAGAGCACGUGCUUGCUGCUGGACACUGGGUGCACACAGAAAACCCAACAGAAUUCUUAAGGAUAUUAUUAAAAUUCUUAGAAGAAAUUAGCUGAUAAAAAAUAUAUAUGUCUACAAUGUUUCAAAUAUAAUAGCACUAUUAGCAUGGUUGAUAUCUGUUGAACAAUACAACACUGUUGUAAUAUUAGAGCUUGGAUGGCAGUUUGAAAUAGGUUACAGAUAUCUCAGUAUUAUGCUAAUAGCACUCGAAAGUAAAGAUACAUUCAUUCAUGUAGUCAAGUCUGUUGAACAAAAAAAAGUAUUUUGAGAAGUAGCUGUGUGUAAAAUGAAAGUCAUCGACAGAGGAAUGAAAUCCACUGUUCUAAUGCCAGCACCUAGAAAUCAAGACCAAAAUGAGAUAGCUAUUUAGCAAAUGUUGUUUCUUGAUUUGUUAGCCAAGAAAUAAAACUGCCAAAUUCA